GUUGUAGAGCUCGGGAAGCCCGAGGGACUACUUGACGCUCUAUCUCAAAACUCAUAGCAGAAGGGGUUUGUCUGGAAAGUGAGCUUAUGAACGAGCGCGGCGGCGGGGGUGGUGCCUACAACAAGAGCUCGUCCAAGAGAAAGGCCUCGCCACUACCGCUUUCCAGAGCCGCUCCAGCCGCUGGGGGGUCUGGAGUCGUUAUUGCCAGCAAUCCUAGGCACAGCAAUCAUGAUCACAAUGCUGCACGUCGGGGAGCCGGGGGAGGCAACGGAAACGGAAGCGUGCGCAUCGGUCCACGAGCGGGGCAGCUCCAGUUUCAAGCCGUUUCCCGAGAAGCACUUCCUGCCACCCGAGCGUCUGGCCAAAGCGACGUUUGGGGGCAGCAGCAGCAAAGAUCAGGUGGUGGCCGAAUUCAAACUAUGCAAACCACGAACUCUGCAGCGGCAGCAGCAGGAGGAGGAGGAGGAGGAGGAAGAGGAGGAGGAAAUACCGACCACCACGUGAAUAGGAGCAGUAGCAGCAAUAACAGCAGCAACGGAUACCGACAACACACGGUACAACAGGGCGCAAGCAACGCUCCCGGCAGCAGUAACGCUCAGCACAAUCGAGCACAGCAGGGUACUAGCGGCCCGCAGACGGGGGGAAGGCACCAGCAGCAGCCGCAGCGGCAACACACGCGUGGGGCUAGCACUGGCAACGGGCCUGCAGCCGGCGGCAGAGGUGGGUCGGGAAGUCAACCGGGACGGCAAGCAAGCGCAGUACGGGCGCGAGGUGAGGCGGCGCCAGGGCAAGGGCGCAGCCGGGAGAGGCAGUCAGGCAACGGCGGUCACCAGCACCAACACCAGCAACAUAGGGCAAGCCAACAACUCCCCCAGCAGCAGCAGCGCGGAUCACACCAUCAGCCAAUGCAGCAGCAGCACAACUACCAGAAACAGCAGCAGCAGCAGCGACAAGGGUCAUCGCAGACGCCGCGCCGUCCAGACAACAAUGGAACGGCAGCGGCAGCGCCUGCGGCUAGGUCGACCAGGCAGCAAGAGCCUAGCAUGCGACAGGGAGCCAACCACAAUAGCAACACAGUCGCUCCUUUUUCGACUACAGCUACUUCCGCUUCUACAAACGUCGCGGGUGCUUCCGGAUCAAACGCACCUCCUGCCGACCAAUCACAGCCUUCUCCGUCAGCGGUGAGACUACCAGCUGCUUCUCCCUCUGCCGCUAUCACUUCUUCUUCCGCUGCUGCUAGCGGCGGGAGCGCUGCUGCUGCUGCUGCGCCCGACGGAGUGGCGGCGCUCCGAGCGCGGCUGGCGGAAGCUCAGGCGAAGAACGCGGAGGCGCUGGAGCGGGUACGGGAGCUGGAGGAGAACAACUUCGACCUGGAGGCGGCGAUGCAGAUGAUCGAGGUCGAAGCUUCGCACCGGGUAGAUAGGCAAGCGAAGGCGCUGCAGAGCAAGCUUGCCUUCAAGGACCACCAGCUCACGACGGCACGGAAAGACCACACCAGCGCGGUUCGGGAGCUCAACGAGGAGCGGACCAAGCGGAAGCGGGAGUCGGAGCGGGCGCGGUGGGAGCGGGAGGAGGCAGUGGCAGCGGCGGCUAAGGCCGGAGCAGCGGAAGCGGCGGCGGCGGUAGCGGCGGCGGCGGGAGAGCCCGCCUCUCGAGGCUCCACAAGCGGAGAAGAAGGACGCCGAAGCGGCUGCGGCGGAAUCGGAGUACCGCGGCCGGCCGGGCAGCGCGGCAACGAAGCAGACACGGGGCCGGCACCGGCGGUGUCGCUAGCGGAGGUGAUCCUCUCGGAGAUGUCGGACGACGUCAUGGUGCUGCUGAACGCCGGCGGCCGCGGCGGUGCUAGGACAGCAGCCCCCUCUUCUUCCAGUGACGACGGGCGCGGCGACGAGGACACGGAAGGCAGCAUCAGCACCAGCAGCAGCGGUAGCGAUGACGACGACGAAGGUGACGGUUUCUGGAGCCAGCGAUCCUCGUCGGACCCUUCUCCGCUACAACACCGCGGCGGCGGCAGCGAUGACGAUGAGGAAGAAGAAGAAGAAGUAGACCAAGAACCGAUGUCGCCGUCCUCCAUCACCGCUGCCGCCGAUGCCGCUCCGGACUCAGCGUCCCCUGUGCGGCUGGCGCCGUGGGAGCACAGGCUGGGCGCGGACGAGAUGGCCGGCGAUAGGUUACACUCGGACACCGCGACCGACGGCGAAGCUGAGGGGCCUGAGUUUGCUUCUAGAUGCUCGCACGAGGGGGAGUACUUCUCGGAUGAGGGCGAGCUCAGCCCCGAGUGGGGGCCGGAGGAGGAGGAGGAGGAGGAGGAGGAGGAGGAGGAGGAGGAGUGCUGGGACAGCGAUAGCGUUGACGACAGUGGUGGUGGUAGCACGACGGACGACGAACAGGAGGAGGAGGAGGAGGAGGAGGAGNGGUCAGUGGGCGGGGGGGAGGAGGAGGAGGAGGAGGAGCUGCUGGAAGAGCGGCGGGAGCUGUCGUCGCGGAUGCUCUCUUGCAUGGUGAGCCUGCUUGACGGGGAGGCGUUCGCCGGCGAUCUGCUGGGUGUCCUUGCCGGCUUCCUGGAGACGCUACCCGGCGAUACGGACCACGAGCUCGGGAUUCUCGUCAGCGCGGCGAGGCUGGUCCACCUUACGCUGGCCCUCACCCCGCCGGCGGCCCGCGCGGUGGCCUUAGCCGACCCGGACGAUGUCUCAGACGAUGACGACGAAAGCGGCGACAGCGGCGGCGAGGAGGCUGCCCCUGUCUACCGUAGGCUAGGCCUACAAGAAGAGGAGCCUAUCGAGGGCGGCCCUCAUGGAAAGGGGAGAAAACGCGGACGCUCGGAGUUAGGCGGAGCUUCGAGCCAGCGAGGCGAAGAGGAGGAGGAGGAGGAGGAGGAGGAGGAGGAGGAAGAGGCGGAGAGAGAGGGUCUCGGCGUAACGGUUGGAGGUGGCGACGACGGCCAAGCUCGGGAAGGUUGGGAGGGCGGCGGCGGCGGCGGCGGCGGCGGCGGCGGCCGUGGGUCGACGCCGCCCCCGCUCCCGACGCUGUUUAUCGCCGGAGUCCCGAUGCCGUCGGAGGUUGGCGUUCAUGGCCCCGUCGCCUCCGGGAGCAAGGUUGUUUCCUCGGACGGCGGCGGCAGCGGUGAGUCAGCAGCCGGCGAAGAGGCGGAGGAUCUGGGGAGGAGGAUACAGGAUCGGCUGGUGGCUUUUUUCCACCACGGCGUGGCGUGCGGCUGCCCCGCGCUUGUCGAGGUCUGUUUGCAGGCUACCCUGACCGCAAUCUGGGACAGGCAGGGUUCAGAAUUACUCGCGUGGGGUGACCUGGUCGACUCCAACAGCUUCAACCACGUCAUGACGUCUGACCUGUUCCGACCGGCCUGGCAAGUCGGCGCCGAGGUUCUGAGCGUCCUCUUGCGCAAUGCCGACAUCUUCCGGGAAAUCGCCGUCGACAAGGAGUUGGAACAGCAGCGAGAUGGAGAAGAUCAUGCUUCGCCGGCACGACGGCCGCGGCCUUCGACGGAGAUGCCGUUCGGAGAUGUCGGAGAUCGUAGUUGUGCGGCGGCGGAGAAGUCGGCCAAGACUGAUGCAACCGCGAUUCCGACUCCUCGCUCGGGGGCCACGGUGCUGGAGGGGGGAAAUUUCCGGGGGGGUGCCGGUGAGGCGGUCGCGGGAGAUAGAGAGGGGGACUUGGAGGACGAGGGCUUCGGAGAUUAUGGAGAUUCGUUGCUGCGACGGCUCUGCCUGGACGCUGUGGCAGUCGGAAAGUACGCCCCUUUCGGGAAGGACGUCGGGCUUCGACUGUCGGUCAUCAAGCUCAUGUUCAGCGCCUGCCAGGCCUACGGCGAGGAGGCCGCUCGCUCCUUGUUCGGAGCAGACGGCUACCGUGGCGGACGUUCGUCGUUAGGGGGAGGGGGGGGGGGGGAGGAGGAGGGGCGUGAGUUGAUCCCCGCCCUCGUGGACUUUGUCCGGCUGGAACUCGAGGACUGGGAGAGGAGAAAAUACUCGGAGGCCGACCCCAAGGGAAUUGACCCUCACGAAGACAGAGAUAGGGUUGAACUCCUCAAGCAGGCGUUUCAGCUCCUCUGGGCGCUCGCCAUGCACACCCCGCUACCCCUACGGGACAUGGCCCAGGGCGCGGGGAUGUUCAACACCAUGGUGAGCGUGGUGUCACGGUUCUACAACAGCGCGGAGAUGGAGGAGUUCCAGGUGCACAAGGAGGCCAUGAUGCUCAUGGAGAAGAUGAGCUGAACCCAUGUACAGCUUAGUAGCCACCUUCAAGGAGGAGGAGGACGAGGAGGACGAGGAGACCGUUGUGGUCGGUCGCCCAGAGGAUGAACUCUGAUGACGAUGCUCAUGGAGAAGAUGAGCUGAAGUGAUCUACAGCACAGAACAGCAGCCUUCAAGAGAGGACGGAGUAGGCCAUGACGCAGUUGAUCUACAGCAAACAACAGCAGCCUUGAAGGGAGGACGGAGGAGGCCGUGACGGCCGGUCGCCCACAGGAUGAACUCAACAUGACUGACCUGUGUCGGUCCAGUGACGAUUGCCAGCACGAAUUCGCGGUGCCCCCCUGUCUCUAAUGUUUCGUUUCGUGCUUAGCACGGCACGACCACGAGGCGUCGACGUUACUCGCGUGGCAAGCCUUGUACGGUCUCGAGCCUCACUGACUGCACUUUGUAGUGCAGGGGCGUGCCAAAAGGGCACGGUGUUGUCGAUUGAUUCCGAGUGGACUUUUGGGGUCGUGCUGACGGUGCCUGCCCCGUCCUUCGGAAGAUGUUGGGGCCAGUCCGAUUGCGUCUCCAUCCUUCCCUUCGAAUGAGGAAUUGCUUUGGCGACAGGGGUAUGCAGGCAUUUCUCCUGCGCGUCGGAAGACGGAAUGAUUAAGGAACACCACGGAGAACACCUCGAGGACAUUUUUUGACACAAGUAGCGCUUCUGGGUUAGCAAGUAGAGGUUGCUGGGCGUGGUCCGAACAGUCACGAGCAAACGUUUCUCCAGGUUCAUUUUUUUCUCCUAUCUCUACUACACUGAUGCUGCCGUUGAAUCUACCUCGUAGGUGGAUAGGCACCACCCGUCGAGUAGAUUCUCCUAUCGGCGACGGUUUCAAAUCAAGAGAGUCUUAAAUGUAGGGCGUUUUUUAGGCUGUUGUGUUGAAUGCAAGUAGUGGGG
Ectocarpus sp. CCAP 1310/34 is the source of this 5151-nucleotide messenger RNA. The record is from the annotation of a GenBank genome assembly. Lineage: Eukaryota; Phaeophyceae; Ectocarpales; Ectocarpaceae.